AUGGCUUCGACACUUCUCCGCCGCCGUUAUUCUAAUUUCCUCAGUCGUGUUUCCACCGGAAUGGGGAAUCCUAGUAGCAAUUCAGGCGCUCCAUAUCAUUACGAGCAGAGGAGGAUGUGCACCCUACGUUCAACGCCACGAACACCAUUGCUAGUGUUACCACCUGUCUCCAAUGGCGGCAACUUGAUUUACAGGUUCUAUAACCCGGCGGCGGAGCGAAUCGAGAGCGUCAGUGCUCCUGUCAAGCAUGGAUCGGACUUACUCGAGUCCGAAAUCGUGGGAUCGUCCCACGGCUGGCUGGCCCUGUUCAACCUCCGCAACAACUCUAUUGUUCUAUCAAAUCCGUUCACCCACCGCCAAAUCAAUCUCCCGCCCGUCCACACCUUGCCCGACCCGGAGAUCAACCUGACCGACGGCCGCGGUCGCGUGUCUAAAGUCGUGCUCUCGUGCUGCCCAGACGAGGACGAGGAAGGUUGCCGCGCCGUCAUGUCCUACGGCCCUGGAGAGAGGCUAGCUUUCUGCCGGCCUCGCCGCUGCACUGAAUGGUCCCCUAUGGAAGACUCGUUCUUCGACGGCUACAAAGAGGAAAUUCGAGACUACGGGGUGGAUUAUGCAAGGAUUUAUGAGGAUUUUACAUAUUGCCCCAAGCGUGAAGUGUUUAACUGCACAACGCAGUUUGAGGUUGAUCUGGAGGACUGGAGCAUUGCCGUUCCAACUCAAUUCGAGGUUUGGGAUCUUCUUUCUGACCCUCACUCCUUCAAAUCCAAAACCAAGAGUAUCUACUGGCACUUGAUAGAUAUAAAAGGCCCAAAAUGCCCAUGGAUAGAGGAAAAUAUGGAUAUUGUCAAGACCUGCAGGCAAAUCCCGUACCUUGUGAAUGACAAUCAUGGAGAUCGAGAUCGGCUCUUUCUGGUGAUUCGAUUUGUCAUCCAACGAGCCUGCAUUAACCGACCUUUUGCGGAUGUCGACAGCAUACCUUACGAUCCGGUGAGUGACCGCUUGAUGGUCCAUCUCUAUCCCCACAAAACUAUCGGUUUUUCGGUUGUUGAAAUCCAUUUUGAAACGAGACCAGCUAAUGGCCGCAUCAAUGGCCUCAGUCGGAUUGUUGGUGGUUGCGGCAAUUCCUUGGAUGGCCUGGCAAUGUUUAUAGGAAUGAACCACUCGUUUGUAGUGUCAUCAGCGGCUGACUCGGGUUUGAAGCCCAAUUGCAUUUACUUCACCGAUUCCAACAAGCAUCAGGUUCCGUUAGAUUCCAUCUAUGGCGGCCAUGACAUAGGGAUUUUUGAUUAUGAGAACAAGACUUUGUCUCCAUGCUAUUAUCCAUGUGAUGUUCGAAGCUAUAGAGGAAUUGUGCCAACACCGGUGUGGCUCACUCCAAGUGCACAUUAA
Striga asiatica is the source of this 1389-nucleotide messenger RNA. NCBI's taxonomy places the organism in Eukaryota, Viridiplantae, Streptophyta, Magnoliopsida, Lamiales, Orobanchaceae. The record is from the annotation of a GenBank genome assembly.